Durotheca rogersii is the source of this 231-nucleotide messenger RNA. Its product is annotated as cytochrome C oxidase copper chaperone-domain-containing protein. The transcript has 3 exons. Gene Ontology annotation, molecular function: copper ion binding; copper chaperone activity. The record is from RefSeq and is a predicted model, not a curated record. The coding region runs from base 1 to 231 and encodes 76 amino acids. NCBI's taxonomy places the organism in Eukaryota, Fungi, Ascomycota, Sordariomycetes, Xylariales, Xylariaceae. Gene Ontology annotation, biological process: mitochondrial respiratory chain complex IV assembly. Gene Ontology annotation, cellular component: mitochondrial intermembrane space.
AUGGCGUCACAGAAAUUAUCAAUGCCCUCGAUUUCUUCGAGCUCCGAUGCGAGCCGCGAUUCCGACGCGGCCGUAGCGUCAAAGCCGAAGCCUUGCUGCGUCUGCAAAGAUGAAAAAUCUAAGCGCGACGAAUGCAUGUUAUUUUCCAAGGCAUCGGAUCCUGCAAGCGAUUGCAAGACGACUGUCCAGCAGUACAAGAGCUGCAUGGCCGGGUUCGGCUUUCAGGUGUAA